CUUUUCUUUUCCUUCCCUUCCCGGCCGCCAUAGCCCCUGCUAGUGGAGCCCGUGCAGGCCUUCCGUCCCUCUCCCUCCCCCGGCUGGGAGAGGAAGAGAAAGGCAGGGACGGGACAGGAGUCGGAUUACAAGAUGGCGGCUAUGCCGCGGUGUUAGUGGCUGCUGCUGCUAGUUGGUACUGCUGAGCCAGAGGAGCGGCGGCUCCGACCUGACUGUCAUGAAAAGCGGCGAGUUAAAGGCUUCCUGAGUGACGCUCUCAGCCCCCGGCCGGUCCUUUCCCGUGCCUCACGAUCGGGCCGGGGCCCCACCAUGUCGGAUACCCGGCGGCGGGUGAAGGUCUACACGCUCAACGAAGAGCGGCAAUGGGACGACAGAGGCACCGGGCAUGUCUCGUCCACAUACGUGGAGCGGCUCAAAGGGAUGUCGCUGCUCGUUCGAGCCGAGUCGGACGGUUCCCUCUUGUUGGAAUCGAAGAUAAAUCCAAACACUGCAUAUCAAAAACAACAGGACACUUUGAUUGUUUGGUCAGAAGCAGAAAAUUAUGAUUUAGCUCUGAGUUUUCAAGAAAAAGCUGGCUGUGAUGAGAUCUGGGAAAAAAUUUGCCAGGUUCAAGGGAAAGACCCUUCUGUAGAAGUUACACAGGAUCUCAUUGAUGAAUCAGAAGAAGAACGCUUUGAGGAAAUGCCCGAAACUAGUCAUUUGAUUGAUCUCCCUACUUGUGAACUCAACAAACUCGAAGAAAUAGCAGACCUAGUUACCUCAGUUCUCUCAUCACCCAUUCGUAGAGAAAAAUUAGCCUUAGCACUGGAGAAUGAAGGCUAUAUUAAAAAAUUAUUACAGCUUUUCCAGCUUUGUGAGAAUCUAGAAAAUACUGAAGGCUUGCAUCAUUUGUAUGAAAUUAUUCGAGGAAUUUUGUUUCUCAAUAAAGCAACUCUUUUUGAGGUGAUGUUCUCAGAUGAAUGCAUUAUGGAUGUUGUGGGAUGCCUUGAAUAUGAUCCUGCAUUAGCUCAACCAAAAAGGCAUAGGGAAUUUUUGACCAAAACAGCAAAGUUUAAAGAAGUUAUACCCAUAACAGACUCUGAACUUAGACAAAAGAUUCAUCAGACUUAUAGGGUACAAUACAUUCAGGACAUCAUCUUGCCAACACCAUCUGUUUUUGAAGAGAAUUUUCUUUCUACCCUUACUUCAUUUAUUUUCUUUAACAAAGUCGAGAUUGUCAGUAUGCUGCAGGAAGAUGAAAAAUUUUUGUCUGAAGUUUUUGCACAGCUAACUGACGAAGCUACUGAUGAUGACAAAAGACGUGAACUGGUUAAUUUUUUCAAAGAGUUCUGUGCAUUUUCUCAGACAUUACAGCCUCAAAACAGAGACACCUUUUUCAAAACAUUGGCAAAAUUAGGAAUUCUUCCUGCUCUUGAAAUAGUAAUGGGUAUGGAUGAUUUACAAGUUAGAUCUGCUGCUACAGACAUAUUUUCUUAUCUGGUAGAAUUCAGUCCAUCUAUGGUUCGGGAAUUUGUAAUGCAAGAAGCACAACAGAGUGAUGAUGAUAUCCUCCUCAUAAAUGUAGUCAUUGAGCAAAUGAUUUGUGACACUGAUCCUGAACUUGGGGGUGCUGUUCAAUUAAUGGGCCUCUUGCGUACUCUAAUUGAUCCUGAGAACAUGUUGGCCACAGCUAAUGUAAGAAAAUGGAAAGGGAAAACUGAGAAAAGUGAAUUUCUAAAUUUUUUCUACAAUCAUUGUAUGCAUGUCCUCACUGCUCCACUUUUGGCAAAUACAUCAGAAGAUAAAACUGACAAAGAUGCUGUAGUUGCAAACAAGAAUAAUACCAUUUGUCCAGAUAACUAUCAGACAGCACAGCUGCUUGCUUUAAUUUUGGAGCUGCUUACUUUUUGUGUGGAACAUCACACUUAUCACAUCAAAAACUAUAUUAUGAACAAGGACUUGUUAAGAAGAGUUUUAGUCUUGAUGAAUUCAAAACACACCUUUUUGGCAUUGUGUGCCCUUCGUUUUAUGAGGAGGAUAAUUGGCCUAAAAGAUGAAUUUUAUAACCGUUAUAUUACCAAAGGAAACUUAUUUGAACCAGUCAUAAAUGCUCUUCUGGAUAAUGGAACUAGGUAUAAUCUCUUGAAUUCAGCAGUCAUUGAACUUUUUGAAUUCAUCAGAGUGGAAGAUAUCAAAUCACUUACUGCCCAUAUCGUUGAAAACUUUUAUAAGGCACUUGAAUCUAUUGAAUAUGUUCAAACAUUCAAAGGCUUGAAGACAAAAUAUGAGCAGGAGAAAGACAGACAGAGCCAGAAACUGAACAGUGUCCCGUCUAUACUACGUAGCAAUAGGUUUCGUAGAGAUGCUAGAACUUUGGAGGAAGAUGAAGAAAUGUGGUUCAACGAAGAUGAAGAGGAAGAAGGUGAAGCAAUUGUACCACCUGUAGAGAAAUCCAAGUCUGAGGAUGAAUUUCCAGAAAGUUAUGAGAAGUUUAUGGAAACGAAAAAAGCAAAAGAAAGUGAAGACAAAGAAAAUCUCCCCAAAAGGACUUCUACAGGUGGCUUCAAAUUUACAUUUUCCCAUUCUACCAGUGCAACUAAUGGAGCAAAUAGUACAAAUAAUAAAUCUGUUGCAGCUCAGACAUCGCCAGCAAGUUCAAAUGGUUCUUCUUCUAAGAAUGCCAGUUUAACUACAGCAGUCACAGCCACAAAGGGAAGUUUAGUUGGCCUUGUGGAUUAUCCAGAUGAUGAAGAGGAAGAGGAAGAAGAAGAAACAUCCCCAAGAAAAAGACCUCGUCUUGGCUCUUAAAAAUGUUGAAACAAACUCUGAUAGAGGGUGCUUAAAUGCUAUGACUGAACUAAAAGUCUGACUCAGAAAGCGUUCUCCCUGGAAAAUACACGAGAAUACAAGGAGUAGCAAAAGAAAAUUUACUAGAAAGGUUAUGUUCUGAGAACACCAGGCUUCCAAAGAACCUAAUCCCUUUCUAAUCAAGAAGUCUGCCAUUCAGACUGUUAAAAUGUUAAAACAGUGGAUUAGUAAUCAGCACCUGGAAUGAAAGCUUGCCAGAAAAAAUAGCCAUCUUGGGUUCUGUGAGGGGAUGGGGAUGGGAGAAGAAAUUUUGAUAUUGCAGGGUUCCCCCAGUUUGUAGCAAGCUAGAAGAAAUUUGUAAUGCUUCAGUUGCAAACCUAGUAAUAUAACUUCAUAAUGGCUGUCCAUUGUGGGGUUUUUUUUUUUUUAGCAAUUGCCUCUUUUAAAUAAUGAAUUUUCUUUCCAUUAAAAAAAAAAUCAGAAUUGGGGACCACUGUUUGCACAGUCAGCCAAGUUAUAGAGGGUUGCAUACUGCUGCAUAGUGCAUGUUGAGUGGCAAACUUUUUUUCUCAACUCCAUUAUUUUGGAAGGAAAAAAAAGAACCUGGGUUCUAAAUGCAAGCAGACUAGAAGGAGCUAUCCAGGAAAAUCAUUAUAUAGAUCAUCAGCUUUCCAGGAAGAAAAAACCCUCUAGAAACUAUCAAUAAACCUUGGUACUUGAAAUGGCAAUUGAAUUGCAAUUACUAGUAGCAUUUUACAGAAAUAAUGUUGAAUUGAAUUGCUCCCUGCUAAUUUCCAAUUUUUUUUUUCCUUCAGCCAUCCACAUUUCACAUUAGGAAAAGCAGAUGUUGUGAAAUGCUACCAGAAACUCUUGAAUCUUACUUCAAUGAUACAUGUAAUCUGGGGGCAGAGUUAAUAUGCAGCACUAUAAACCUAAGGGGUUUAGCAUAAAGCUGCUUCUUAACACAUUCCAUGUAUUUAAGCAAAUGUCUAAAAGUACACUAGGUGAAUUGAUGAAGGCAACCAUUUUGAAACUUUUUUCCUUUCAGAGCAACUGAAUUGUAAAUAUUUUAAUGUUAGUUUGGCCAUAUAUGAUCUGAGAUCAUGCACACACAAAAUUCUUUAAAUUACAAAUUGUGGUAAGAGUGAUACAAAUUGAAACCAGCAGGAAUCCUCCGUUAUUGGUCACUCUUACAAUACGUAUGGGUCCAUUUCUCCUGGAAAUUUCAUAGUUUUAAUUUUAGUUAUUGUUUGAAAAGAUGGGCUGUCUGUAGAUAUGAAGUAUAGUUUUUCCAUGAAACAGAAGUUUAUUUUGUAUUGAGAAAAAAAAACCACUGUACUUGUUUUACACCAUUUGUAUACAUGUGGUAAUACUAAUGCUGACCUGUAAAAUUCAGGAAUUAAAAUGUGACCCUGUAAUUCCAUGAUUAAUGGUUUUUUUAUUGUUUUAUUGUUGUAAAUGGUAAAUUAAUUCAAAUUUAGAGAUGUGGCCAUUUUAGUUUAUUUUAAUGAUAGUAUUUGUACAAUUUUAUCUGAAUCAAAUCUAGCAGAAAAAGUAAUACUCUUAGAUUUGAUUCAGUGUGUUGUGAUGACUGACAAUGUGGUCUGAAGGACAUAUUUCUGCCCUUUAGGGGCUCCAGGCAAUCAACAAUGGGGCUUUCCUUUUCUCUUUUUCAAUGAAGACUUUGAAGAACUUGUUACAGAAACAGUUUGCUUCAGCAGAUUUUCUACAUUGACUUGCCCUUCUUUGAGUACUCUUGACAAGUCUUUAUCCUUCACAGAAGUAACUCUUUCCCAUAAAACUGAAUAGCAAACCAUAGGAAAAUAAAGGGAUGCCAUUUCCUUGACAGUGAUGUUUAUCCAGCCUGGACCCAAACUAUUUAAUAAAUCACUGAAAAAAGAUCCAAUACACAUCUGGAUCAUUUUCUUUCAUCCUAUUUCAAAGACUAUUAAAAACUUCAAAAUAUGCAGAUUCAUUUAAGCUGCUUCAAUAUAUGAGAAAAAAGUUGAUUUUUUUUUACUUCAAUAUAAGCAAUAGGUGACUUUUCAUCCUAUAUCUGAACAUUGAUCAAUGCUGUGAAAAAUG
This is a messenger RNA of Crotalus tigris (Tiger rattlesnake), 4872 nucleotides long. RefSeq names its product protein phosphatase 4 regulatory subunit 3B (gene PPP4R3B). NCBI's taxonomy places the organism in Eukaryota, Metazoa, Chordata, Lepidosauria, Squamata, Viperidae. Gene Ontology annotation, biological process: DNA damage response; protein dephosphorylation. Gene Ontology annotation, cellular component: protein phosphatase 4 complex; nucleoplasm. The transcript is spliced from 16 exons. The coding region runs from base 310 to 2787 and encodes 825 amino acids. The record is from RefSeq and is a predicted model, not a curated record. Gene Ontology annotation, molecular function: protein phosphatase activator activity.